Molecule: messenger RNA, 504 nt
Organism: Seriola dumerili (greater amberjack)
Lineage: Eukaryota; Metazoa; Chordata; Actinopteri; Carangiformes; Carangidae
Gene: tmem252
Product: transmembrane protein 252
Exons: 2
Coding region: 1-504 (167 amino acids)
Source: RefSeq, a predicted model, not a curated record
AUGAAUGUGAAAAAGCAGCUGUGGUCUCUGGCCCGGAUAGUCCUGCCUGGGGUGGGAUUUGCGUUGACGUGCAUCGGGGCCUACCUGGUGUCCCAGCAGACCGAGUACCAACACACAUGGAAGGUCAUCCCAGGCUAUAUCGUCAUUGUCUUCGGCUUCCUGGCCAUGCUCGUCGGGGUCUUCUGGACCAUCUGCCUCAGCAUGAAGAGUAAGAUAUACCACAGAGGAAGACAUGAACAGCACAUCCACAUCUACACUAUUGAAAGACCAAGCUCCUUUCCUCCAUCAUAUGAGGAGUCCCAGGGAAGCCAAGUCUCUCCUGAUACAGUCCCUGAGACUGUGGUUGUGGUUGACGGAGUGGAUGUUGUCAUGGGUCUCGCUCCUCCGCUGUACAGCCAGGACAGCUCAGAGGCCCCGGACUGCACGUGGAGCUGGGAGCAGCCUCCGAAAUACAGUCAGUUCGAGUGUGUUCAGCAAGAGCAGGGACAGGAACUAACUGUCUGA